CCUACCCUCGAGUACUCGAUUCGCACGUCCGUGUUUGGGAACUUCUGGUUUUGCAACUCAAAGGAGCGUAACUCAUGACAUCUACAUUUUCGUAACGUUUACAUUAUGCGAUCAAAACAAAACAAACCGCAGUGAAACAACUUUGUUUGGAUGAGUUUAAUGAACUUGAACCAAACAAUUCGUUUGUUUACUUUGAAAAUCAAGUGAAGUUCAGUGUCGCAAUGUCGACAACGCGGCGAUCCGGCCGCGGUCGUAAACGGGAACCACCCGAACCGACCGUACCGUGCCGGGUUUGUAUGGUUGGCAAACCGCAAGAUCAGCUGGUACAGCUCUUUGACCGCAAAGUGCAGGACGGCGAAACGCUAGCGCACGUCCUGUCCCUGGUUGGCGCUGUAGCGGAACCACAGGAAGCAGACAAGAUCUCGAAGCUGUGCUGCCGGCGGUGCGUUCGCGAGCUGGAGACAGCGUACCAGCUGCGAGCGCUUUGCCAGGAGUCGGACCGGAAGCUACGCGAGCUGUACGCUGGUGAAGACGAGCUUGUGAUCAAGGUGGAACUCGACGGUGAAGCGGUGUAUCCGGUCGAUGUGGCCUGUAAAACCGAGGUGUUUACUCUGGAUGGUCCAGCUCAUGUGGAGAAUUCCGAAUUGGAUCUGGCAUAUCCAGAAAUUGAACUAACAGUAGAGGAACCUUCUCAACCCAACAUUGCUCCGACACCUGAGACGAAAGCACCUGACUCGGAGACCGACAAUGGCAACCUCGACGACGAUAGUGAUUCUGACUACCAGGAAGAAGUUCCAAAUGCUCCACUGGACGAGAAGGAAGACUCGAGCGACACUAAGGACAGUGUUUCAUCAGCCAAAAAGGCAAAACCAGAAUUCCCCGACGUGUUUGACGAGGUGCCGGCCAUCUCGUUCAUCUGCUGUGGGUGCAGAAAGCGGUUCCCGACGCAAGAGGAACUUCAAGCACACAGUCAAGCAGAACACGCCUCGAACCAACUGUCCGCGAGCAAGCUGAAAAGCCGGAAGCAAUGCGAAAUUUGCUACAAGAUAAUGCGUGACUUGCACGCCUUCGAGCUGCACAGACAAAUCGGGAAGCUCAACUACCGGUGCAAAACGUGCGGAGAAGUGUUCAUCAGUCGGACACGGGUCUGCACGCAUUCGCGGAAGUUCCACGGACCAAACCCAGUGGUAUCCGGAUCGAUUCAAGCCUGCUGUGGCUGCGGACAAAGCUUCGACAGUCCAGAAACCCUGAUGAACCACUCGGCAACGGUUCAUCAGCCCAGCAAACCCAAUCCGGACGAGAAACGGCCGUUUGUGUGUGAGAUUUGCUUCCACAACUUCCCGACAAAGCUACGAUUGUACGCCCACCAGAUUCGCUUUCUCAAGGGCAAAUCCAAAGCCCACCAAUGCGUUCACUGUGGCAAAACGUUCGCCAGUCCUGGAGUUCUGCGAGAUCACGAAACGUCCCACACCGGCCUCAAGAUGUUCCAAUGCACGGAAUGUCCCCGCACGUACACCAACAAAGACGCCUUCCGGAAGCACAAAUACCAACACCUACAACCGGAAGAUCGAUACAAGUGCAGCAUUUGCAACAAGUGCUUCAAACGGAAACCCACUCUCAACGAGCACAUGCUCGUCCACAGCGGAGAACGUCCCUUCGGCUGCCCGUACUGUCCGGCCAAGUUUGCCCGGCGGGGUUGCCGCUUGAGCCACAUCCGUACGCACACCGGCAAGAAAGACUUCCCCUGUCCCCAGUGUGAUAAACGAUUCCCGUGUACGACGGACCGCAAUCGACAUCUGAACUACUUUCACAACAAGGCGCGGCCUUUCCCGUGCUUCUUCUGUCCGAACCGGUACCCGAGGAAGGACUACCGGCGCAAGCACAUGGAGAGUGCGCACGCGGCGGAGAUGCUCGCAAAUCCGGUGCCGGCGAUCGAGCUGUCCGGUGGGAAUCGGUGGACGAAUGAGGCCGCGGCGGAGCGUGGGUGAAUUCGGAAUGGUUUUAAAAGCGUUUGAUUUAAAUUAUUUGUAGCUCGUGCUUACGUGAAUAAAUUUACAGUAAGGCUU
Molecule: messenger RNA, 2066 nt
Organism: Culex pipiens pallens (northern house mosquito)
Lineage: Eukaryota; Metazoa; Arthropoda; Insecta; Diptera; Culicidae
Product: gastrula zinc finger protein XlCGF26.1-like
Exons: 2
Coding region: 222-1988 (588 amino acids)
Cellular component (GO): nucleus
Molecular function (GO): zinc ion binding
Source: RefSeq, a predicted model, not a curated record